ACAUCCUUUUCCUUAUUUACUUUGUUUUACUGAUGUGAUUCAAUAAAACAAUAAUGGGUGUGUAUCCAGUAACUCUCCUUCCACUAUUUGUUUUGUGCAUUGAUAGUUUUUUUGUGUUUUUUAAAUUGUGCCCCUCCAAUAAAUCAGACUACUGUUCAGUUCAAUGCUGUUUACCUGGGAAUAUGUGAAUGUUAAUAGGCCUACUACUGUAUAUUUCAGGCUCCUCUGUGGUUGUGGGCGUGUAUUGACGUUUGAUUUAGAGAGAUUUGAACGCUUCCUGGUUUAACACGUUGUAAUAGUUAUAUUACAUACUGUACUGUACCUCACCAGGAGGCGAAGUAGCCUAUUAUACCGUGUUAGAAAUAGCACCAAAUCGGACACCGAAUAGGCGCUUCGUUCCCCCCUGUCCUCCACUUUUGACAGAACGCCCCGAGCGCACUUUUAAUGAUGCGUAACUGACGCGCGGUCAUCAACGGACAUUCUUCCUGAUGUCACUUCUCAACAUGCGGACCACCUGUUUUAUGGCCGUGAUCUUGUGGCUCACAACUGGUUCAUCUCGUUGUCAAACACCAAUUCCCAAUGUUCACGGAGGGUUAGGUGCAGUUCUGGGGGUGUCCAACGCCAGCGUCCUCCUGCAAGACCCCAGCUCUGAGACACUCUACCUGGGAGCCAGAGGCUCCAUUCUGGCACUGCACACCUCCAACCUCACCUGGAAACACCCAUCAAUUAAGUGGGAGGCAACAGAAGAGGAGAGGAAGUCCUGUAUGGGUAAAGGCAAGAGAGUGGAUGACUGUUAUAACUACAUCUGUCUGCUGGAGGUUCUGAAGGAUCUACGUCUGUGGCUCCUACGCCUACAAUCCCAAGUGUGCUUUCAUAGUCA
Molecule: messenger RNA, 880 nt
Organism: Oncorhynchus gorbuscha (pink salmon)
Lineage: Eukaryota; Metazoa; Chordata; Actinopteri; Salmoniformes; Salmonidae
Product: semaphorin-4F-like
Exons: 5
Biological process (GO): negative chemotaxis; negative regulation of axon extension involved in axon guidance; positive regulation of cell migration
Molecular function (GO): chemorepellent activity; semaphorin receptor binding
Source: RefSeq, a predicted model, not a curated record